Messenger RNA from Striga hermonthica, 601 nucleotides. The record is from the annotation of a GenBank genome assembly. NCBI's taxonomy places the organism in Eukaryota, Viridiplantae, Streptophyta, Magnoliopsida, Lamiales, Orobanchaceae.
AACCGACAAGUCCCGAGCAAUUUAUGUAUAUUUAGUCAUUUUAAGUCAUUUUAUGAUCAGUCAUAUAAGGGUUGCCGGAAAAAGUAGCCGGACGGCCGGCGAAAGGCCGACCGAAGUGCCUGGCCGCACACAGCGUGCGCGCAGCACGCCCGGCAGUUCCAGCAGGCACGCUGGUAGUGUCCGCACACCAGUAGUGCGCACGCGUCGCCAGUACCCCGCAGUCCAGCACCGCGCUGCUGUAGUCAUGCGCGUAGACGUGCGCAGCGCACGUCAACACGCACGACAACAUCUUCGCAUUGUGGACGAAUGGGUCCAGGGCCUUGAGAUGAUUUUCGAGGUCAUGGACUGUCCUGAUCGUUAUCAAGUGUUAUGCGCACAAAUCCAGCUGACCGGUGAUGCCCGACUCUGGUGGAAUACCUAUUGGAGUAUGCGUCCGGGCGAAAAAGAAGGUUGUACGUGGGACCAAUUCAAGGAGUUGAUCCGCGGGAAGUACUAUCCCUCGUACUACCGAGCAGAUAUAAAGCACCAGUUCUUGGCACUCACACAGGGUACUCGUUCUGUUGACGAGUACGAAAGAGAGUUUACCCGACUCGGAGCCUUU